Talaromyces rugulosus is the source of this 2664-nucleotide messenger RNA. RefSeq lists its product as uncharacterized. Gene Ontology annotation, molecular function: cysteine-type endopeptidase activity; cysteine-type deubiquitinase activity. The record is from RefSeq and is a predicted model, not a curated record. Gene Ontology annotation, biological process: protein deubiquitination. The transcript has 5 exons. Lineage: Eukaryota; Fungi; Ascomycota; Eurotiomycetes; Eurotiales; Trichocomaceae. Gene Ontology annotation, cellular component: nucleus; cytosol. The coding region runs from base 1 to 2664 and encodes 887 amino acids.
AUGCCCCAUGGGCAGUCGCCCAUGCCGCCUCCUCCUCCUCAGCGGCGACAGCAUGAUAUGCAUUACUCCCCGGCGCCACCCAAUAUGCGCUCUCCUCCAGCGUACAUGAACUACCACCCCCCUCCUGUCAACGGCCAUAUGCCGCCUUAUGCACAGCAUUACCCACCGGCAUGGUAUAACGCCUAUCCACAGAUGCAUCCGCCUCCACCUGGUGUGAACAUGCCGCCAGGCCCUCCCCACCGUCAAUACCAGCCCCCGUACCCCCAUGCCCCAUUGAUUGUCUCGUCUUAUCAACAACAUACACAGCCAGUCAUGGCCCCUAUCCAUGCACCUUUGAAUGCAUAUCCUCCUCAGCCGAGGUCAGCAGCUUCGACGCCUAUACAGUCUGCCAUGUCUCCUCCGCCUGCUGUUCAAAUGCCUCUUCAGGCUCAGGAGCGUCCACCAUCCGCUUUACAGUCUGCCAUGUCAACUCCCAGCGCGGCUGUUCCAUCUCCUCCUAUCCCAGAAGCUCCUAAAACACCUUUGCAUAUUCAAAAACCAUUCCGUGCACCAUUACCGUGGCUCUCUGUACCCGAUGAACCCUUUCCUCCUCGUGCACCCCAUAAGCGUGGCCCUGGUCGUUCUUUACAAAUGUCAGAUGCUUGGGUCGAGUUCCCCGUCAAUAUAAAUCAACAAAAAACGGCCACCGAGUCUGAAGAGGGUCAGUUGCCAGUGCAAACAGCGCCUAUAUACAUGCCUGGCCCUUCAGAGCCACAGACCCCAGUUACUUCGCAUGCCCCAUCAGAGUCCGACUCGACUCACCCUACUACACCAUCUUCAACCGCGACGCCGCAGUUAGCUUCUCGUUCUAGAGGUCAACCUCAGACUCCUUCACAGCCUGCUAAACAGACAGGACCAUUACUUCCGGUGGUGCCUAUUCUCCCACAAGGCUCUACUGCUAAAAAGACAUCGGUUCCUGGAAAGCAAACUGAUAUAGCAGUUGCUCAACCCACAGCUGAAACGGUUGCUACGAGUACACAGGAGGAAACCGAGGAGUCGACCUCUGAAAAACUAGCAACACCGCCACAAACAGCCCCAAAGUCGUGGGCUGAUCUAGUUCGUUCCAAGGGCCAGUCUCGUGCCUCCAACGUUGCACCUGACGUUUCAGUGGAAAUAGGAAACUUGCAGCUCUCUCGGAGCGAAUCCAUAGGUGAUGUUUUGCAUAACCUUGGUUCCGAUGUUGAACAGUACGGGGAGAAGAUAUCUUUUCUCGAACCGAGGGGCCUUGUUAACACAGGAAACAUGUGUUAUAUGAACUCUGUGCUUCAAAUAUUGGCUUUUUGCGUGCCUUUUUACCAAUUUCUCGACCAUGUCGGGCGUCGCGCGGCGCACAGUUUCAAGAGCAACGUUCCGCUCAUUGAUUCAACAAUAAUGUUUAUGCGGGAAUUUCGAGUGAUCGAUGCAGCUGUCUCUGAGGAUUUGCUACGCAUGCGGCUCAAACACAAGGAACUUGAAGAGUAUGGCAGUGCAUUCACACCAGAGUUCGUUUAUGAAGUGAUACGCGAACUUCCACGCUUCCGAGAUAUGACGCGUGGUCACCAACAGGAUGCCCAAGAAUUCCUGGGCUUCUUCUUGGAAGAACUCCAUGAAGAAUGCGCCCAAGCAUUGCAGAGCGGCAGCGGUGCCGGCACAGAGCAGUCCGCCACGACAGCGGCCGAAAAGGCUUCAACGGAUUCAGGAGCUGAUGGAUGGCUGGAGGUUGGCCAUAAACAAAAGGCUGCUAUCACACGGUCGUCUGGUGACAUCAAUUUCGAGUCACCAAUCACCAAGAUCUUUGGAGGAAAGAUUCGGUCGGAAUUGAAGGUCCCUGGGAAUAAGAACUCGGUGACCCUGGAACCAUACCAACCCUUACAACUUGACAUUGGAUCUCCGGAAGUCAACAAUAUUAUCGAUGCAUUGAAAGGGCUUACCAAGCCUGAAACAAUCCACGGCGAUUUCAACUCCCCGAGAGGCGCCAAAGUUUCUGCCACGAAACAAGUCUUUAUCGAAACAUUGCCGCCUGUUCUUAUUCUCCACCUGAAGCGGUUUCAAUAUGAUAGCGUCACUCGGGGCACACAAAAGAUUUGGAAAAAGGUUGGAUAUCCUCUAGAGCUAGAGGUUCCACGCGAAGUUUUCCCUCCUAACCGCCGCAAUGCCAUGGCUAUUCAUGGCGGGCUUCCCAAAUACCGACUGAUUGGUGUCAUCUACCACCACGGAAAGAACGCUAGCGGCGGACACUAUACUGUAGAUGUGCGACGUCAGGAUGGCCGCGAAUGGAUCCGCAUGGACGAUACCGUUAUUCGCCGCGUGCGCAGCGAAGAUGUCGCUGAAGCAGGGAGUGAAGAAGACCCUAAAGUUCUCGCGGCUGCGCUGGAACAACACAAACGGGACCGUAACCCGAACAUGUUCGAACAGAUCGAUCAACAAGACCGGGUGGAUGAUGAGAAGGGCUGGAGUCAAGUCAAUGCAACUGGACCGGGUGGGCAUGCAAGCAAAAAGUCCAUCAAUGCUGCUGCCCCCAAUGGCGUCUCGUCUCCCUCGACCUCGGGCAAUUCUCCUGGCUCCAGAACGCCAAUUGGGAGAUAUGGCACUCGCGACAACAAAGUUGCCUAUCUCCUAUUCUACCAGCGCAUCACUUCGCCUUGA